AUGCCUACAUUCAGCAGUCAAGAUAUCCCUGAUCUUACCGGCCAGGUGAUAAUUGUGACUGGAGGCAAUGCCGGCCUCGGGUUUGAAACAAUUCGUCAACUCAGCCAUCAUAAUCCAGAAACCAUCUAUCUCGCAGCUCGAUCCCGGCCCAAGGCCGAGGAAGCCAUCGCGGACCUCAAAGAGAAGAACCCAAAAUACAAAAACAUCCGUUUCUUAGAGCUGGAUCUUGCCUCUUUCAAAAGCGUUGAGGCAGCCGCAGCAGAAUUUCUAAGCCAGCAAUCUCGCCUGGACAUCCUUAUCAACAACGCCGGCAUCAUGAUGACCCCGGAAGGUCUCACGAAAGACGGAUACGAGAUUCAAUUCGGAACAAAUGUCCUAGGCCCGGCUCUCUUCACUCAGCUUCUCUUGCCCACGCUGCGCAAUACAGCAAAAAUCAACAGUGAGACUCGCAUGGUCAUGCUCGCCUCUGCCGCCCACUCCAUGGCCCCAAAUGACAUCUACGAAUUCGACCAGUACCGAACCACUCUCGCCAAAAGACAUACUACGGAGAGAUACACGACAUCCAAACUCGCCAACAUUCAUUACGCAAAAGCCUUGGCUGAGAGGGAGACUGGUGUCAAGAUCAUACCGGUUCACCCUGGCAUGGUAGCGACAAAUCUGCAUCAUGCUUCAACGGGUACCUUUCUCAGACCGUUUCUCUACAUUGCGGGAUUCUUGGCGGCUACACCAGUCGAGAAAGGCGCUCUGUCUCAGAUUUUCGCGUCUGUUAGCCCUGAAGCGAAACACGGUCAGUACUAUGGGCCUAUUGGAAAGGCUGAGUCGGGCUCUAAGCUUGCUCAGGAUCAUGACCUUCAGGAAGCGCUUUUCAAAUGGGUCCAGGGAGAGCUUUCGGGACAUGUUGAGACCAUCUUUUAA
Molecule: messenger RNA, 915 nt
Organism: Penicillium olsonii
Lineage: Eukaryota; Fungi; Ascomycota; Eurotiomycetes; Eurotiales; Aspergillaceae
Source: the annotation of a GenBank genome assembly